AUGUUAAUCGACCAUCUUGCGACGGAGCUUUUGCUCCAUAUUUUCCGUUCUUGCGACAGAGUCUCUGAUGUCCUUAAUUUGGCUGCAACCUGCCGGCGAUUUCGGCGUGUCUUCAACCAAUCCAACAAGCUACAAAUACUCAUUAGCAUCGCGGAAGUCGAAUUCGGGCCGCUCGAGGAUGCAGUCCAACUCGUCACGCACAAUGCAAGUCAGUCGGCGCACAUCAUGCGCAAAUUGCCUAUGUCCGAAUCGCUUCUGAAACAGGUGGUUCAGGUCGGGCUCGUGGCUCGGAAAUGGGAGGCCAUCUACCCAGUCAAGAAAUGGAAGGCUGAUUUCGAAGAUCGGCGCUCGCUCACUGAUGAUGAACGAUUCCGCUUGCGUCGCGCGGUCUACCGCUUGUGGUUAUAUCACCGUGCGUUCCAUACGUGCAACUUUGACCGUUUCUCCCGGAGCCUUCGCCAUGUCGUCACCGAGCGCGCACAGCUCCUGCAUAACUGGUCCACACUCGAAUUGGCAGAAGUCGAGGACGUCCGCUUGAUUAUCACAGACAUCGUGCAGAACCAUAUCUGCCCCAGUAAUGGGACGAUCCAGCGCAAGUUCCGUAAGCGAUAUCCAGAGAGCAAUCAUCAAUUGUCAUUCAAUAUCCAUCUGAAUUAUCCGCCACCGAGUACUCAUGGCGAUUUGACCGGAUCAUCGGACAAGAAGUACCAGUCAAUAGAUCAGUAUUUUUAUUCCGCUCACCCUGCGAGUGCGAGAGAGUCACCGGCAAAAUACAGGUCGCGAUUCCGCAAUGAUUUCUUCCAUGACCCCGGGUAUGAAGGCUGGGGCGACGAGAUCCCCCAUUACUACGUCGUUCAGGACAUGAUGAAGCUUGACCCAGGGCAGGUUCUCUGGCUGCGUGAACAUGCGCCUAUGAAAGACCAAGUAGAAGCAUUUAUCCGAUCCUUGGGUGACUGGUUUCGCGACAACGGAGAGACCUUCGGAGAGACACUUGAGUGGGUGAUGAAUGAGCGGGGCGAUGACAUUAAGGAAUUCCGGGCUGCGAUAGCAGAUAGAGCGGUGGGAAUCUCUCAGCAUGAGACUGCUCGCCCAAACAGGACACCCGAAAUCCAGUAA
This is a messenger RNA of Aspergillus clavatus NRRL 1, 1116 nucleotides long. Its product is annotated as F-box protein. The record is from RefSeq and is a predicted model, not a curated record. Gene Ontology annotation, molecular function: protein binding. The coding region runs from base 1 to 1116 and encodes 371 amino acids. The transcript is spliced from 2 exons. Lineage: Eukaryota; Fungi; Ascomycota; Eurotiomycetes; Eurotiales; Aspergillaceae.